CAAAGAAAAAAAAUAUAAGGAGUAGUAAGUUUUUUGCCUUUUUUUUAAAGGAAAAAUGAAAUGCAUAAUGGAUUUUUGUACGUAGUUGUAUAUAUGCAACCAGGCCAUUUGCAUAAAAAGUAGUAUUAUAGUAUAAACAUAUUCAUCACCCCAACGCCUCUGCUCAUUCCACACUGCAUAUGCAUAUUUUGCUUCACUCAACAAUCAACAUACAUCCAAUUCUAAUUCCAUCUCUCUCAUCAUCUUAUCUUCCAUUCCACCUUUUCUUUCAAUCUCCCAUUAUUAUAUAAACCCUUUUGGUGCUUAUAGAUUUAUCAUACAGAUCUUGAUGAUUGUGUAUAUGUAUGUGUGAAUGAUGAGAGUUUGACAGAGUCCCCAACAAACUCGAUACAUUCAUCAAUUCUCUUCAUUAUUCUUGGAUUCUCAGCUCGAUCUCAGACUUUCUUGAUCUUAAAACCAUGUUGCUGAGGAAAGACAUUAUUGUUUUCUCUCCUCCAUCAUUAAAAGCUCUAGUGUUUGUUGUUGCCGUUGUGGGGUUGGAAAUCUGUGGGGCUCAGGAUAUCAACAGAGCAAGUUUCCCCAAAGGCUUUGUUUUUGGAACUGCCUCUUCUGCAUAUCAGUUUGAAGGAGCUGUGAAGGAAGAUGGGAGGGGGGCAACUAUAUGGGACACUUUUUCGCAUACUUUUGGGAAAAUAGCUGAUUCGAGUAAUGGUGAUAUAGCAGUAGAUCAGUAUCAUCGAUAUGCAGAAGAUGUUCAACUGAUGAAGGACAUGGGAAUGGAUGCCUAUAGAUUUUCUAUUGCAUGGUCAAGAAUUUUCCCCAAUGGAGCCGGAGAAGUGAAUCAAGCUGGGAUUGAUCACUACAACAAACUCAUUAAUGCUUUACUGGCAAAGGGUAUUGAACCGUAUGUGACACUUUACCAUUGGGACCUUCCUCAGGCACUGGAAGAUAAAUACAAUGGGUGGCUGGACCGACAAAUCAUCAAGGAUUUUGCAGCAUACGCAGAGAUUUGUUUCCAGAAAUUCGGUGACAGAGUGAAGAACUGGAUCACCAUAAACGAGCCACAUACGGUUACAAUCCAGGGGUAUGAUGUGGGGCUUCAAGCGCCAGGGCGGUGCAGCAUCAUCCUUCAUACGUUUUGCCAGGCUGGGAACUCUGCAACCGAGCCCUACAUUGUGGCUCACAAUUUGCUCCUUUCUCACGCCACCGCAGUGGAUAUCUACAAAAGGAAAUACCAGCCAAAACAACGUGGGAGAAUCGCGAUAACAAUCGAUAGUUUCUGGUAUGAGCCCAUGUCAAAAUCCAGAGCAGACAUUGAUGCAAAACACCGAGCGCUCGACUUUUACUUAGGCUGGUUUCUUGAGCCUGUGAUUACUGGGGAUUAUCCUAGGUCGAUGAGAAGCAGGGUAGGCGAUCGAUUGCCUAAAUUUUCUGCAGCCGAGUCGGCUCUUGUGAAGGGAUCUUAUGAUUUCGUGGGUAUAAAUCACUAUACAACAUGGUAUGUUACCGACAACAAGACCAACAUCAUCGGUAUAUUCCUCAAUGACACGACUGCAGACUCCGGCGCCGUUACUCUCCCAUUCAGAGGUCUGAUACCAAUUGCAAAUAGGGCUAAUUCAGUAUGGUUGUACAUAGUUCCUCGUGGGAUAAGAAGCCUAAUGAAUUACAUCAAGGAUAAAUAUGGGAACCCUCUCGUCAUGAUUACUGAAAACGGAAUGGAUGAUGCUAAACAGGACGGCUUACAUGACGUGAAAAGAAUGAAGUAUCAUAAUGACUAUUUGACAAACUUGCUAGCUGCAAUUAAAGAGGAUGGGUGCAAUGUGAAAGGGUAUUUUGCAUGGUCACUUUUGGAUAACUGGGAAUGGAUAGCUGGAUUCUCCUCAAGAUAUGGUCUGUACUAUGUUGACUAUAACGACAAACUCAAGAGAAUUCCCAAGGAUUCUGUCAAGUGGUUCAAGAAUUUCUUGACUUCUGCUACAAAUCCUUGAAUUAUGAUGAGGACCAUAAUUUCUUUUAUCAGAUGACACCGAGAUUCAUAUCCAAGACCUUCACAUGUAAUUGGCUUUGAAUAGUGAGUAGGGGUGAGUUGAUCUUGAGGUUCAUUUAAUUCUCCCCUGCCGUCUUUUGUUUAUUUAUAUCAAAUUAAAAGAGGUACUUUAUCUUAAUUAAAAGUCCAAACUGAUAAUUGGAGUGCAUAUUAUUUAUAAUUUAAUACAUUAUUAAUAUAUUAUAUGCUCAACAUCA
This is a messenger RNA of Ipomoea triloba (trilobed morning glory), 2244 nucleotides long. Its product is annotated as beta-glucosidase 6-like. Gene Ontology annotation, molecular function: beta-glucosidase activity. The transcript has 13 exons. The coding region runs from base 459 to 1988 and encodes 509 amino acids. Gene Ontology annotation, biological process: carbohydrate metabolic process. The record is from RefSeq and is a predicted model, not a curated record. NCBI's taxonomy places the organism in Eukaryota, Viridiplantae, Streptophyta, Magnoliopsida, Solanales, Convolvulaceae.